GAUGGCGCGGGCGGCAGCGGCGCGGGACGGGGAGGCCUGUGCGUGAUUGGCCCUGCAUGGACGCGCGGCGAGAUAGAAAAGCCGGAGGGUGUGCGCAUCAUGGGCUCGUACGAUGCGCUCUUCUACACCGAGGAGCAGCAGAGGCGGCUUGGGGUGGACGAGUCCGGAGCCAAGGUCGCGCGCGACCGGAGCAAGUUCUUCGCGCCCGAGGCUGCGCCAGCCGCGAGCGGCCGCUUCCCUGAGCACUGGGGGCGGCCGCCGCUCAAGCAGACGCGGGACCUGCGCCCGCUGCCCGGCGGGUACGGCAUGGGGAGCGGGACGCUGGCCAAAUGGGUGGCGGAGAAGAUGGCGGUGGACGCGGCAGGCGGCGCGGGCAGCGGCGCCGGCGCCUCAGCCGCCCGCAGCUGGCCCGACCUGGUUGGCAGUAGCGGUGAGGCGGCGGCCGCCGCCAUCCGCGCCGCGCGGCCGGACCUGUCAGUGUCGCUGGUCGGCGUGGACGACAUGAUGACAAUGGACUUUCGCGAGGACCGCGUCCGCAUCCGCGUCAAAGAGGACGGCACCGUCGACUCUGUCCCGCAGGUCGGCUGAGUCUGUGACUGUGUUGUCGACCGACAACGAAGACACAGUGUUAGAUACUGUCACGAAGAAAAAUAUACAUUC
This is a messenger RNA of Emiliania huxleyi CCMP1516, 660 nucleotides long. RefSeq lists its product as hypothetical. NCBI's taxonomy places the organism in Eukaryota, Haptophyta, Isochrysidales, Noelaerhabdaceae. The coding region runs from base 100 to 588 and encodes 162 amino acids. The transcript is spliced from 2 exons. Gene Ontology annotation, molecular function: serine-type endopeptidase inhibitor activity. Gene Ontology annotation, biological process: response to wounding. The record is from RefSeq and is a predicted model, not a curated record.